Molecule: messenger RNA, 2179 nt
Organism: Maylandia zebra (zebra mbuna)
Lineage: Eukaryota; Metazoa; Chordata; Actinopteri; Cichliformes; Cichlidae
Gene: pla1a
Product: phospholipase A1 member A
Biological process (GO): lipid catabolic process
Molecular function (GO): glycerophospholipid phospholipase A1 activity
Source: RefSeq, a predicted model, not a curated record
AGGUCAUGGAUUCACCACCAGGCAAAGACUUUCAACCACUUUUUCAGAGCAAACCCAGACUGGGAAAGGAAUAAAAAAGAAAACUCGCCCCCUAAUUGAAUUCGGUGAACAAAAAGAAAAUGACACCGAGAGGUUUGAUGUGGAUACGUUCAGUUUAAAAGUGGAAUGUUACAGUGAACCCGGGUCUUUAUAUUCUGGACUAAUUUGGCCUGUUUUAUAUGGAUUCCAGCAUUGCUUCACCCCUGAUGUUUGCCAGAUAAACUCUGAGUUUCUCUUUCAGUGUUACAGCACUGCACAGAGCUGGGAUUUAGUCAAGCCUAAAGCUGAUCACCAAUCUGGGAGCUAAAGAGAGCAGCUGAGCACCAUUAAGAACUAACAAACUCCUGGCAGCUACUUUCAACCUUCACUUCACUGACACCACAGAAAUGCUUUGGGAGUGCAAAACCUUCCUCUUCUGUGUUUUGUCGGUCUACAUCACAUCACUGGUGGUGGCUUCAGAUGAAAGGCAGCAAGAUAAUCACUGUGCUGAUCUCAACAACAUCACAUGGCGGGAAUACCAGCAGCAAAGAGUCAGACUGAACGUCCAGUAUCUGCUGCUGACCAGGAAAAACAUGGACUGUCCACAAGCAUUCAAUGAGACGUCCCUCACCAUGGAGAACUCCUACUUCAACCCCUCGCGUCCUACAAAGGUUAUCAUCCACGGGUACAGGGCCCGGGGGAGUAAGCCCUCCUGGGUGAAGAGGUUAGGCCAGGCGCUUUUAAGAUCUCAAGAUGUGAAUGUGGUGGUGGUGGACUGGGUCCGCAGUGCGUCCUUUGCCUACAACCUGGUGGUAGAGAUCUACAGAGAGGUGGCCAUACAGAUUUCUGUCCUCAUCAAUCAGCUGCAGAAUCAUGGCUGCAGACUCCAAUCCUUCCACUUUAUCGGGGUCAGUCUCGGGGCACAUGUCGCUGGUUUUGUGGGAACUUUGUUCGAAGGGAAAAUAGGAAGAAUCACAGGCCUGGACCCUGCUGGACCCAUGUUUAAAGGAGCGGACACCUAUAGCCGGUUGGACCCUUCUGACGCUCAGUUUGUGGAUGCCAUCCACACAGACUCUGACUAUUUUGGCAUCUCCAUCCCUGUUGGCCAUGUGGACUUCUUUCUGAAUGGAGGGAAGGACCAGAUUGGAUGUGCACGCUCCAGGUUUGACUCAAUUUUCUUGUAUUUUUUAGUGUACAGUUAUGUGAUAUGUGACCACAUGAGGGCGCUGGACGUCUACAUGAGCGCGCUGAAUGGCUCGUGCCCGUUAAUGGGGAUCCCGUGCUCCAACUAUGAGGACUUCCUGAAGGGACGCUGUAUGGACUGCGACAUCUUCAGAGGGAAAUGUCCAGUAAUAGGUUUAUCAGAAAACAGUGGGAUAUCUAUAUCUCCCAUUCCCAAAGAGCAGACGCUAUUCCUCCUCACGACUUCUUCACAGCCAUAUUGUGCUCACCACAUCCUGGUGGAGUUGGAAGUUUCGAAACUGGAUAAGAGCGCUGAGAUUGAAGUGACCCUGACAGCUGACAUCCUGGAAACAAAGCAGAUCCUCAGGCUUCAGACAGAUACAACAGUGUACAGGACGGUGAUGGCUCACUCUACCCCCCAGUGUGAAAUCAACUCCAUCAGGCUGACAAACACAGGAGCUCGCUUCUACAGACAGGCAGAGAUCCACGUCAAGUCUGUCUGUGUGACUGAGUUUCCCUCUCUCAGGCGCAAAGAUCCUGUGUGUGUGAACAACAUCAACAUCAAACGGGGAGCUCGGUGGUCCCACGACCUUGUGCAGUUGUGUGACUUCUAAAGAGAAUGAUCUCCUCGACAACAAUUGAAAAGUGCAUAGUGUGCAGCAAUCUGACCUAUGAAGAUACUAACACAGAGAUGGUUUCACAUUUUUAUACCUUGUUUAAUUUUGAGAAAAUAUCAUUGGAGUUCAACCUCAGGGGGCUGAGCCUUAUAUUUUCUAACAUCAUGACUAAAACUGGGGGGAAAAAGGUUAUUUACAUUAUCAGUAUUUCUGGUACAAUAUUAUUAAUAUUAUAAUUAUCUUUCUUUUUUGCCUAUACUCACUAAAGCGUUGAAGUGUUAAUGAAACCAAACAGUCUAGUUUCACAUCCUAAACCCUUGUUUUUUGUUCUUUUAGCAUUAAAUGCAGCAACAAACUCUUAA